AUGGAUCAUGCAGGCAUAGCCACGCAAGCUGUGGUUGAACGAGAGCUGCGUAAACAGUCCCAACGAACUGCAUCCGCGCCGGGUACCACACCGGAGGCGAAUCCACGUUUGAUGCUUGGUCGACAUGAAUUUGUGGAAAAGGUGUGGAAAUGGAAAAAUAAACAGUCCACUCUCAUACGACAACAACUCGAUUCAUUGGGUCUCAGUCUAGACUGGAGUCGAGAAUUUUUCACUCUGGAUGAGGUUGAUACUAUUGAGUUGCAUGAGGCCACCCAACUUCCCGUUCCCGGCUAUACGGAACCACAGAUGUUCGGGAUAAUGGACUAUUUUGCUUACCCCCUUUGUAACAGGUUGUUGGAUUUCUCUCCACAAUUUAUUCGGGACACAUUCAUGGGGACUGGAAGCGGUUACGGUCCAGUUUCCUCUUUUCCCAGCCUAGAUUCCGCCAGUCGUGCCAUGGCUCAAGGUCGUAUUAGUUCGCAAGGUUUACCGGGGGCUGACUUGUCUAGCGGCUGGAGUCCAAGAGGAAUUGCACCAACUUCUGGGAGACAUUUGACGAAUCGCGACCCAGGAACUUUCUUGUUGGAACGACAAAGCCGUCUUCGUAUUAAUCGGAGCUACCCCGAUGGAGAUCUGUCUGAAGGCCGAAUGACUCUGAUCACUUUAGCCGGUCGCUCACUUCGUUCAGGAUCAAGACAAGAUAAGGACGAUCAUAUGAGCACUGACUCUCACUCUAAGUCUCCGACAGCACCAAAUCACCUGCCUUUGCUCCAACAGCCGAUAGCUUCUGCCCUGCAGUCCCCGAAGUUCACAAUAUUACCUCCACCCGAUGAAGUAAAUCAUCCCAUCGGUGCCUCGCCGUCAUCUGUUUCGAACAAAUCCUCAUCGUCAUCAUCACCCAAUCCUACUGGUGCAGAUCCACAAUUGUCCUAA
This is a messenger RNA of Echinostoma caproni, 933 nucleotides long. Lineage: Eukaryota; Metazoa; Platyhelminthes; Trematoda; Plagiorchiida; Echinostomatidae. The record is from the annotation of a GenBank genome assembly.